This is a messenger RNA of Aspergillus homomorphus CBS 101889, 723 nucleotides long. RefSeq lists its product as uncharacterized. The transcript has 2 exons. The coding region runs from base 82 to 723 and encodes 213 amino acids. The record is from RefSeq and is a predicted model, not a curated record. Lineage: Eukaryota; Fungi; Ascomycota; Eurotiomycetes; Eurotiales; Aspergillaceae.
UGACUUUAUGACCACAAAUCCCUCCUACCUUCCUACAUUGACUGUUUUCUCCUUUCCUUCGACACUCCCACUGUAACGACCAUGUCCAGCUCAAUCUCCCCUAAACUCCUUCCCACCCUCUUCGCCUCCCUCGCCCGCACUCCAUCCUGGACCCUCCGCCGAACCCUGAAGAGCGACAACCCCCUCGACAUACACGGCGACCUCCACGGCGAAGCCUCCUUCAGGCCGCUUCCUCCCCCCGCCACCACCACCGACACAACAGCUCAAGCCCAAGCCCAGAUCCUCUACACCGAAUCCGGCUCCCUCCCCGCAACCCUCGGCCCCAACCUCCGCUGGACCAAGUCAUACAUCUGGCGCCUGAGCCCGGAAGGCCGGAUUAGCGUGUGGUUCGUCAAAGUCACCAAGGACGUCGACGCCGAUCCGGAAGCCGACUACCUCUUCCACGAAGUCGAGUUCGAAGACAAGAACAACAACAACAACAACGACAGUCAAACAUAUGUGACUCCUCCCACCCCGCCAGUGGAACGAUCACAGUCACCGUCGACGGUGGUGGUGGUAACGGCCAGGGGCAAUCAUCUCUGCAUCAAGGAUAUGUAUCGCACGGCGUACGCGUUUCGGGUUCGAGCUGAAAGCGGGGAGGUGGUCAGUUGGGCAAGUAGACAUGUCGUCAAGGGGCCGAAGAAGGACCAGGACAUUGUGAAUUUAUACACGGCUGCGGCAUAG